Molecule: messenger RNA, 1860 nt
Organism: Nasonia vitripennis (jewel wasp)
Lineage: Eukaryota; Metazoa; Arthropoda; Insecta; Hymenoptera; Pteromalidae
Exons: 6
Coding region: 1039-1767 (242 amino acids)
Cellular component (GO): cytoskeleton
Source: RefSeq, a predicted model, not a curated record
UAAACACACACACACACAACAUAACCUUAAACCUGACACGCAUGUCCCAGCUCGCGCGCGCGUCAUACGUGCACUUGGCCUUUUUUCGAUAUAGUUAUUUGUUUAUUAGCCGUCAGCAACAAUCAGCUGUAUAUAUUUCUUCGAACGAAAUAUAACCGAGGGCUUUUCCAGAAGACUUUUAUACAGAUAAAAAGAACGAGAUGAGCACGCAGAAGGGGAACACACAUCGCACAAGGCCGCAGAAGCACAGGAAUCAAUUCGCCUUUAAAAAUACUCUGCACGAUACAUCUCACAAGACCAAGACAAUCAAUAGUCUGCAAAUAGCCAAUGUGUGCGAGAGAUGCAAGAAGAUAUUAGAGUGGAAAAUCAAGUACAAAAAGUACAAGCCGUUGAAGGCUCCUGGAAUAUGCAAUAAGUGCGAUCAGAAAACUGUCAAGCACGCCUACCACACAAUGUGUGGCCCCUGCGCAAGGGAGCGUGACGUAUGUCCCAAGUGCGGACUCCAGAAUGAACUGGUAGCACCACAGCCUACCAAGGAGGAGCAGCUCAAAUUGGAUAAUGAAAUGCAGAGCAUGCUCAAAACACUGCCGGAGAGAAAGAGAAGAACUUUUAUUCGUUACAUGAACAAGAAUACUAAGAAAAAACGAAAAGAAAGAAGAGAAAACGAAGAAUAUGUGGACAGUGAUAGUGAAACAGAUGACAAUGAUGAAGAGCGUAAAGAAUGCACACGUGAUGAUUUGAUCAACAAAUUGAAAUCAUUGAUGAUCGAGGAACACAAGGACGAUGAUGGUUUUGAUAGUGAUUUGUCUGAUGAUGAAUUAGACUCAGAUGAUUAAAAUAUUAUUUAAAAAAAACAUUUGUUUUUUAUAAUUUAUAUCUUACUAUUGUUAAUUUUAGAAUUAAUAACACGAAUGAAAUUUGUUGCAUGUGGUCUUCUUUUUUUUUCACAAUCUCUUGCUACAAUAAAUUUUUAUCAACAAAGCUUUCAUACAUUUGAAUUCAUCAAUUUUUGUACUUUAGACUAUGUAAAAAUUUAAAAUGGACUUUGACAAAAAAAGUAAACCAAAAGUGCUCAGUUGUAUGCAAAGAGGACCUGGUCCUCGUUAUAAGCUAAAAUCUCUCACUGGAUAUGAAGAUCAUGAUCCAUCUCGACGUCGAAGUCCGGCCUUCUCUAUGAAAUUUCGUCCUAAAACCAAAUUACAAUGCACUGGGCCUGGACCAUACUCUAUUACUCAUCACAUGACAAAUCGAGGUUUAGAAGUACCAGCAGCUUACAGCAUGGCCUUCAGACCUCACAAAAAGUAUGAAGAUUCGGUUCCUGGACCUGGCGCCUAUGCACCAGAGAAAUAUCCACCGGUAAAUCAUCAUCGCAGAGCUGCAGCUUAUACAAUACUCUUUAGACAUGAUAAGACUCACUGUAAGGAUGGUCCUGGACCAAUUUACAUGCUUCCCACGUGUAUAGGCCCAGAGAUCCCAGAUGUAAAAGCAGAAGGAGCUUAUUCAAUGGCUUUCAAACACAAGCAGCGAAUACAGAGUACAGGUCCUGGUCCAGCUGCAUACAGUAUCAAACUCAAUCCAGUUAAGAAGCAAUAUCCAGCUUAUUCAAUGAAAUUUCGGCAUAAUUUGUAUGACUAUUCAAGGCAAUUACCAGGCCCUCAAUAUAGUUACAAUAUAGACUUGAUUAAAAAACGCCAGCCAAUGUACUCAUUUGGAGUUCGACACAGUGAAUGUACGGCAGUUGGACUUACAGAAAAUGAUGAGAUUUGAAUUUUAGAAAAUUUUAAAAUGUAAGAUUUUUAGUGGAAAAAUUUGUAAUUGUCUGUUUGUACUGAAUUCAUUAAAAAUGUUUUUGCAUAUAAA